Messenger RNA from Coregonus sp. 'balchen', 19255 nucleotides. The record is from the annotation of a GenBank genome assembly. Lineage: Eukaryota; Metazoa; Chordata; Actinopteri; Salmoniformes; Salmonidae.
AUAAAUGACCUAAACCAGGUGCCUGUUCCUGUCAUGCUGCUGCCUGAUGACUUCAAAGCCAACACUAAGAUCAAAGUCAACAACCACCUCUUCAACAAGUAAUGCGUUUGCUCACUCUUGUCAAUACUUACUCUAAAUAUACAUAAGACAAUUAGCCUAUCUACCAGUAGGUCUAUGUCACUACUCUGUUUAAAAUGAGUUACAUAUUCUCGUCUCUCACCUAUGCCAAAAGGAAUGAGUUAUGAGAAAUUCAUUUUCUCUGUGUUAAACCGAGACUUGAACAGAAGUAUGGAGAGAGGGCGAGUAAACACUGCAAAUGUGUGACUUCCUCCCCCUUUUUUUCGCAGAGAGAAUCUACCAGGACAUUUCAAGUUUAAAGAAUACUGUCCUCAGGUGUUCCGGAAUCUUAGGGAGCGCUUCGGAAUUGAGGAUCUCGACUACCAGGUAUGAGUGUUGAUAUACACUGAGUAUACAAAACAUUAAGAACACCUGCUCUUUCCAUGAGAGAUUGACCAGGUGAAUCCAGGUGAAAGCUUUGAUCCCUUAUUGAUGUCACUUGUUAAAUCCACUUCAAUCAGUGUAGAUGAAGGGGAGGAGACAGGUUAAAGAAGGAUUUUAAAACCUCGAGACAACUGAGACAUGGAUUGUGUGUGUGCCAUUCAGGGGGUGAUUGGGCAAGACAAAAUAUUUGUGCCUUUGAACUGGGUAUGGUAGUAGGUGCCAGGCGCACAGGGUUGUGUCAAGAACUGCAAUACUGCUGGGUUUUUCACGCUCAAUAGUUUCCCGUGUGUAUGAAGAAUGGUCCACCACCCAAAGGACAUCCAGACAACUUUACACAACUGUGGGAAGCAUUGGAUUCAACAUGGGCCAGCAUCCCUGUGGAACGCUUUCGACACCUUGUAGAGUCCAUGCCCCGACGAAUUGAGGCUGUUCUGAGCGCAAAGGGGGGGAUGCAACUCAAGAAGGAAGGUGUUUCUAAUGUUUGGUAUACUCAUUGUAUAUAUAGGGUACCAGUCAAAAGUUUGGACACCCAACUCAUUCAAGUUUUUAUUUAUUUUAUUUUUAAAACUAUUUUCUACAUUGUAGAAUAAUAGUGAAAACAUCAACUAUGAAAUAACACAUAUGGAGUCAUGUAGUAACCAAAAAAGUGUUAAACAAUUCGAAAUAUAUUUUAUAUUUGAGAUUCUUCAAAGUAGCCACGCUUUGCCUUGAAUUCUAAAUAAACCACAGACAGUUUCACCAGCGAAGCAUCAUCACACCUCCUCCUCAAUGCUUCACAGUGGGAACAUACACAUGCAGAGAUCAUCCAUUCACCUACUCUGCGUCUCACAAAGACAUGGCGGUUGGAACCAAAAAUCUCACAUUUGGACUCAUCAGACCAAAGGACAGAUUUCCACCAGUCUAAUGUCCAUUGCUCGUGUUUCUUGGCCCAAGCAAGUCUCUUCUUCUUAUUGGUGUCCUUUAGUAGUGGUUUCCUUGCAGCAAUUCGACCAUGAAGGCCUGAUUUACACAGUCUCCUCUGAACAGUUGAUGUUGAUGUGUCAGUUACUUGAACUCUGAAGCAUUUAUUUGGGCUGCAAUUUCUGAGGCUGGUAACUCUAAUGAACUUAUCCUCUUCAGCAGAGGUAACUCUGGGUCUUCCUUUCAUGUGGCGGUCCUCAUGAGAGCCAGUUUCAUCAUAGCGCAUGAUGGUUUUUGCGACUGCACUUGAAACUUUCAAAGUUCUUGAAAUGUUCCGGAUUGACUGACCUUCAUGUCUUAAAGUAAUGAUGGACUGUCUUUUCUCUUUGCUUAUUUGAGCUGUUCUUGCCAUAAUAUGGACUUGGUCUACCAAAUAGGGUUAUCUUCUGUAUACCACCUCUACCUUGUCACAACACAACUGAUAGGCUCAAACGCAUUAAGAAGGAAAUAAAUUCCACAAAUUAACUUUUAACAAGGCACACCUGUUAAUUGAAAUGCAUUCCAGGUGACUACCUCAUGAAGCUGGUUGAGAGAAUUCCAAGAGUGUGCCAAGCUGUCAUCAAGGCAAAGGGUGGCUACUAUUUUGAUUUGUUUAACACCUUUUUUGGUUACUUAUUGAUUCCAUUUGUGUUAUUUCAAAGUGUUGAUGUCUUCACUAUUAUUCUACAAUGUAGAAAAUAGUAAAAUAAAGAAAAACCCUGGAAUGAGUAGGUGUGUCCAAACUUUUGACUGGUACUGUAUAUUUGAUACAUCUUGACACGGUGCAUUAUUCAAAAGGAAUAUUCCUUCAUCCACUCCCUAUGUGGCAUGUAUGAUGGAUGCCAGUAUUCCAUCCAGAGCCGAAUGAGUACUAAAACAAUAGGUUAAAUAUUAAGAUUGUCAUCAUCAUACAGUUGAUUUUCAUCAACAGAAGAAAACGGGCUGAAAUGGGGAGGGACUUCCUGAACUCUUCCAAUCAAUCAAUCAAUCAAUCAGAUGUAUUUAUUAAGCCCUUUUUACAUCAGCAGUUGUCACAAAGUGCUUAUACAGAAACUGAACCUAAAACCCCAAAGGGCAAGCAAUGCAGAUGUAGAAGCACAAAAUAAACGGUGUGCACUAAUGAAUACGACCCCGUUUUUUUCUCAUCCCUGUAGGUGUCAUUGACCCGUAGCCCUCCUGUAAGAGGUGGGGAUGCCCAGGGGGAGGGGAUCCUCCUGACCUCCUAUGACCGCACGCUGGUCAUCAAGCAGAUCUCUAGUGAGGACGUGGCAGACAUGCACGGCAUCCUGUCUGAAUACCACCAGGUAAUGUAAUAACACCCGGGCUGUGGACAGCUGAAUUAACUUCAGUUCAAAGCCCAUGGAUGCGUCCCAAAUGGCAUCAUAUCUCCUUUUAAAGUGCACUACUUUUGACCAGAGUCCUAUGGGUCCUGGUCAAAAUUAGUGCAAUACAUAGGGAAUAGGGUGCCAUUUGUAAUACAACACUAGUGAGGGUAAAGUUGCCCUUUUAUUAUGGUCAAGUGUUGCGAUGCUCUCUAGUACAACUGGUGAAGUGAACAGUGCAUUUGAUAAAUAAAAACAUUGGUUGGUUGCAUCAAAAGCAUUACAGCAACAUGGGCUUCCUUGAAUUGCAAAUUAGCAUCUUAUACUGAAUCAUAUGGUCUGGUCUGUGUACUCUGGUGGAACUGUAGUGUUAGGUUAUAGUAGUAGGGUGGUAUAUCAUGUAGAACUGUUCAUCCAUGCCUCGUGUUUUGCAUGGCAAGCCGUUUACUAGGCGAGGAGAGAAUAUUUUUUCCACCUUAAUACAGUUUUAUGUCUUUGGAAUGGAGAAAUGUUAGUCAAUUAUGCUUUUUCACAUCAAUUUAACAGCUAGUCUCAUUGAACUUGGCGUUAAUUAAUUUGUGUUCAUGAGAGGGAAAACAUUUUGGCACAGGCUACAUUUAAUUUGAAAGCCUUACAUUUACAUUUUAGUCAUUUCCAGAGCGACUUACAAUUAGUGCAUUCAUCUUAAGAAAGUUUGGUGAGACAACGACAUAUCAGUCAUAACUACUUUAUGGAGGGAUAAAGUAGUUCCUAUCAGCAAAUUCAAUACUUUUGUAUUUCCCCAAAAAAAUAGUGUGGAGGGGGUUGCCAUUGUUAACUUAAAAUUACACAAUGACUAGGCUCCAGUUUAAUAGUCGCCAUCACACUCCGGCCAGGUCCAUCUCCCGUGAGACUACUGCACAGGCGUAGUAAUAACAACGUGAUAGCACCGUAAAAACAGAAAUAUAGGGAUACUUAAAACAUGAAUUUAACAGCCGUGGGAUUCAUUUAAGAUGCUCUUUGAAGUGGUAGGGUUUCAGACGUUUUCAGAAGAUGGGCAGGGGCUCUGCUGUCCUAGCUUCAGGGUAGGGCUUGGCGAUAUGUCCAAAAUAUCAUAUCAUAUUUCUUUCUCAUUUAUGAGGGUAUUUUAUGUUUCUGGAUAAUAAAAGUUCCAGAUAUGCUUCAUAAGUAGUGCAUGACCCUAGGGUGGCAACAAAUACAUUCUAUGUGCUUUUAGUGGGGCAUUCUCUCUUCUGAUUGUUUACAGUUCAGUGAAACUUCAACCAAAAAUCAUUUUUAUACAUUUCUGCAUUUCCUUCACACAUUUAUAAUUUUCACACUGUACCACAUUUGUUUUGUCUUUGUAUGCCUCUAUUCUCCUAUUGCUAGGUUUCCAUCCAUUUGGCGACAGAUUUUCAUGCGAAUAUUACAAAAUCUGCAUAAAAACAAUAUGCGCAUUUUCCCACCAGAUAUGUUUCCAUCAAAUGGACAUGUUGCCGACAAAAGUGUGUGAUGACGUAGUGCACAUAAAAAUAACUUUUGCUGUUGAAUUCCCAUGCAUUUUCAACUCUACUGAUGGUUUUGUCACAAAAUACAGUGGGGGAAAAAAGUAUUUAGUUAGCCACCAAUUGUGCAAGUUCUCCCACUUAAAAAGAUGAGAGAGGCCUGUAAUUUUCAUCAUAGGUACACGUCAACUAUGACAGACAAAUUGAGGGAAAAAAAUCCAGAAAAUCACAUUGUAGGAUUUUUUAUGAAUUUAUUUGCAAAUGAUGGUGGAAAAUAAGUAUUUGGUCACCUACAAACAAGCAAGAUUUCUGGCUCUCACAGACCUGUAACUUCUUCUUUAAGAGGCUCCUCUGUCCUCUACUCGUUACCUGUAUUAAUGGCACCUGUUUGAACUUGUUAUCAGUAUGAAAGACACCUGUCCACAACCUCAAACAGUCACACUCCAAACUCUACUAUGGCCAAGACCAAAGAGCUGUUAAAGGACACCAGAAACAAAAUUGUAGACCUGCACCAGGCUCGGAAGACUGAAUCUGCAAUAGGUAAGCAGCUUGGUUUGAAGAAAUCAACUGUGGGAGCAAUUAUUAGGAAAUGGAAGACAUACAAGACCACUGAUAAUCUCCCUCGAUCUGGGGCUCCACGCAAGAUCUCACCCCGUGGGGUCAAAAUGAUCACAAGAACGGUGAGCAAAAAUCCCAGAACCACACGGGGGGACCUAGUGAAUGACCUGCAGAGAGCUGAGACCAAAGUAACAAAGCCUACCAUCAGUAACACACUACGCCGCCAGGGACUCAAAUCCUGCAGUGCCAGACGUGUCCCCCUGCUUAAGCCAGUACAUGUCCAGGCCCGUCUGAAGUUUGCUAGAGUGCAUUUGGAUGAUCCAGAAGAGGAUUGGGAGAAUGUCAUAUGGUCAGAUGAAACCAAAAUAUAACUUUUUGGUAAAAACUCAACUCGUCGUGUUUGGAGGACAAAGAAUGCUGAGUUGCAUCCAAAGAACACCAUACCUACUGUGAAGCAUGGGAGUGGAAACAUGCUUUGGGGCUGUUUUUCUGCAAAGGGACCAGGACGACUGAUCCGUGUAAAGGAAAAAAUGAAUGGGGCCAUGUAUCGUGAGAUUUUGAGUGAAAACCUCCUUCCAUCAGCAAGGGCAUUGAAGAUGAAACGUGGCUGGGUCUUUCAGCAUGACAAUGAUCCCAAACACACCGCCCGGGCAACGAAGGAGUGGCUUCGUAAGAAGCAUUUCAAGGUCCUGGAGUGGCCUAGCCAGUCUCCAGAUCUCAACCCCAUAGAAAAUCUUUGGAGGGAGUUGAAAGUCCGUGUUGCCCAGCGACAGCCCCAAAACAUCACUGCUCUAGAGGAGAUCUGCAUGGAGGAAUGGGCCAAAAUACCAGCAACAGUGUGUGAAAACCUUGUGAAGACUUACAGAAAACGUUUGACCUGUGUCAUUGCCAACAAAGGGUAUAUAACAAAGUAUUGAGAAACUUUUGUUAUUGACCAAAUACUUAUUUUCCACCAUCAUUUGCAAAUAAAUUCAUUAAAAAUCCUACAAUGUGAUUUUCUGGAUUUUUUUCUUCUUCUCAUUUUGUCUGUCAUAGUUGACGUGUACCUAUGAUGAACAUUACAGGCCUCUCAUCUUUUUAAGUGGGAGAACUUGCACAAUUGGUGGCUGACUAAGUACUUUUUUUCCCCACUGUAAAAUGUGUUUAUAUAGCGAAUGUGUGCCCACUCUGGCAUGUGCACUCUAGCCAACAGCUCGUGUAUAUACAGUGCGGGUAUAGCUUACAUCAUGAUAUUAUUAUGGACAAAAGAGCAAGAUUUAUUUGUAUUUGUCAAACGGCAGCCAAGCUUCGAUUAUCAUGUCACCAGAAUAAGACCCUCGAUAUUUAUUGGAAAGGAGCAUCAAGCUCAUCACCUUGCACUUUCACCACCCUGUGAAGUUCAUCAUAACUUAUUUCAUCUGUAGCCUAAUAAACUGCAUGCUUUCCGAGUCAUAGUAGGAGAGGACCACAGAUGUCAUCACGUGACUCCAGGGUUACUUCAAUAUGAUGGUUAUUAUAUCAAUAUUUGCGCAUAAAAGCAUUUCCACCGCCAUUUCUCGCAUAAUUUAUUUUACAGACACAAAAAGAUCCAUCCUUGUCUAGUGUAUUUUGUUUUGUCGACAUUUGCAAAGUUUACUGACAAGCAGGAGUGGAGAAGUAUGAUGUAUUUAUUUCAGCCUUGAGAGAAUGAAUGCGCGGUUUGGGACUGUCUGUAAAGGUGGCAGUGCUAUCUUUAUCAGCAUCAUAAAAGCUUAUAAAAAAUAUGUUGGGUCAUUUUAACAGAUUUGUAUUUUCUUAUAACCGGUCAAAACUGAUGUAAUUUGGAAAUCUGUCCCAUUUUUUUGGGGGGGGGGGCUAUUGCAUUUUCUCCCUGGUCCCUAAACGUCUUUGCUGCGUGAGAGAAGCAGAGAUGAAAGAGGAAAGUGAAAACAAACUACCGAUAUCAACUAGAUUCUAUCGAUUUAUGACAUUAUUCUGGUGAGCAAGGGUUUGUUUAGUCUUCUACGGCAACAAGUAAUGACAGAAGAAAAGCGGCAUGUUUCUAAUAAUAGACAACUUUAUAAAAAAAUAGCCUACCAAAAUGUUGGAAAUUAUAAGCAGAAUCUAAAAAGACCUGUCAAAAAAAGCUAACAAACAGCUGACCUGCGCGGCACUAAUGUGCGCACCCGAAGCUCUUGCUAGCAAAUUAGCAGUCUCAGUUAUUCAAUUGAUAUUAUCUUUAACAAACCAAACAUUGAAAUACUGUUAUGUAAGGUAAAGUAAAAAUCCAAACAGGUCCGUGCAUCAAUACCGGUAUAUAAUAAAAUAUGGUUUACCACCCAGCCCUACUUCAGGGGGAAGCUGGUUCCACAAUUGGGGCGCCAGGACAGAGAAGAGCUUUGACUGGGCUGAGCGGGAGCUGACCCCUGUAGGGGUGGGACGGCCAAGAGACCAGAGGUGACAGAACGGAGUGCUCAGGUUGGGGUGUAAGGCUUUGAGCUUAGCCUGAAGAUAGGGAGGGUCAGUUCCCCUUGCUGCUCCAUAGGCAAGCACCAUGGUCUUGUAGUAUGUGAGCUUCGACUGGAAGCCAGUCAUGCACCAGAUGUGGAUUUCUGGUUGGCCGAGGAAUGAGUUGCCUUGCUCUGGGUUUGUGUUCAAAAACUGUCUCCGAGUAGGAUUGCUGAUCUAGGAUUAGGUCCUCCCUGUCCAUAAUCUCAUUCAUUAUAAAAAGACUAAACUGAUCCUAGAUCAGCACUCGUACUUUGAGGCCCUGGUUAUUUUAAGAGCUCUUUUAGGCUAGUGUGUGCAUGUGUCAUUUGUCGCUGAAUGAGCAGAUUAUAAUCAUCGGAGCAGCGGAGCUCUUAAAUCUGCAGUGCCACUCUAUUGAUGCAUCCCAAAUGGCACCCUAUUCCCGAUAUAGUGCACUACUCUUUGGCACUAUAUAGGGAAAAUGGUGCCAUUUGGGACCCAUACUAUGUCCUGGGGGCUUCAUUUACCUUGCAUCUCAUCCACAGUGCCACUGCUGCUAAUUUUGGUUCCAUACAGACUGCAGAGAAUAGAGAAUAGCAGCUGGAGAAUAUAAAUAGUACAGUCUUUUCAAAGCAUUAUAUAUUUUGUUAGCAUUCUGCUAACUACCGUCUGUUCUAGCCAGGGGACUCUGAAUAAGGUCUGUUUUGAAGUGUGUCCCUUUCAAUAGAUCACAUUCUGAGUUGGGACAUAUUCGUAACCUGGAUAGAGAGAGAGAAAGAGACCGAGAGAGCAAUUUGGUUCCAUUGUGGAAAACCAGAGGUGAAUGAAAGGAGUUGUAAAUGUACAGUACUGGUGUGUUACAAAUGGCAUCCUAUUCCAACUAGACCCAUUUCCCGGCCGUGUCAUGAGAAGUUGUGAGCGCAGUUCGGAAUCAAAAAGCUCUGUUUACCUAGCAGUGGAUACGAUCACGUUCAACUUCAAAUGCAACUCAUUCAAGUUAACAAACAUGUAAUCAGAUACCACAUCACAGAUGUCAUCAGAGGAUUGAUUACCUACUGUAGCAAGCCAGCCAGGCAAGGUAAAAUAUCACAAAUAGAGAUCUUGUGUGUUUUUAUGGUAAUCUCUCACUCACUGUUUGUCAAGGUCACGACUUAAGCGUUAGCUAUCCUGCUACAUAGGUUUUUGGUACGGGGAUGCGCGCGCAUCCCUCAAAUGUGACGUUUGCUUGUAAACAAAAUAAUUGCUAUAUGAUGCACUACUUUUGACCAGGGCCCUUUUGGGUGUUAUUUCAGACACAAUCACAGUCUAUUUGCCCUUCAUUCUUCCCCCUCUUCUCCCUGGCUGCAGCACAUAGUUAAGUGUCAUGGCAGCACUCUGCUACCCCAGUUCCUGGGGAUGUACCGUGUGGGUGUGGAGAAUGAGGAGACCUACCUAAUCAUCAUGAGGAACAUGUUCAGCCACAGACUGGUGGUGCACAGGAAGUACGACCUUAAGGUGAGACUGAGAGAAAAAUACACACACACACAGUACAAUAUCAAGAUGAGAGAGAUGGACACACACCUAGGGUUGCAAAAUUCUGGUAACUUUCCAAAAAUUCCCAGGUUUUUAGAAAUCCUGAUUGGAGGAUUUCUUUCUGGAAAACCUGGGCAUUUUGGGAAAGUUACCAGAAGUUUGCAACUCUAGUCACCUGUUGUAUAAUGCUUGUACACCUGUAGUGUUCUGUAAUGCUUGUUCCAUAAGCUACUUCAUGAUUUACACUCAUAUAAUCCCUGACCUUGCCUAUUAAACUCUAAUCUUAUUGCUACUCAGGGCUCUCUGGUGUCUCGUGAAGCAAGUGGCAAAGAGCGGGUAAGGCGACUAAGAAUGUGUAUCUCACCCAACCAACCAUACAUGUGCCUUUCUUAAGGACUAGUCCUAUUAGCCACCCACAGUAGUGUUGCACAGUAUACCGAAAGUUCUGAACUUUUUAGAUCCUAGAACAUUAAAAAACGGUUUGGUACUAGAAUUUUUCAUACUUUCGGUACUUCUAUCAUAUGCGUCUCACGUCGUCUACUGAUUGAGAGAGGAUCAAGUCUAUAGGCGAUGUCCCCUUAUAGCACGAGCACACCGUGCCUGCUGCAGUUAUCCACUGCUAGCUCUAGCAUGUCCUGAGGAACCACUGCACUCACUGGGAGUCAGGGCUAUAUCAUGUUAGCUCCCCACUCAUGCUGUACAGACGCAAACACACUUCAAUAAUGAGACACGGCAUGUAGAAAUGUUACAACUGUUAAUUACUGUUCGCAAAACAAUGUCCUUUACAGACUAGAACACUUUACAAUGCAAGAACAGAAGAUACCGGUAGCAUCCAACUUUCCUUGCUAGCUUACAGAUGACGCUAACAUCAAAUCACAACCCUAGUACUUUGAUACCAUAAUGCAAAAUAUGCUGAUUUCAAAGCUGAUUGUCACCAUAAAAACAUAGUCAUUAACCAGGUUUCCAUCCAACCUUUUUAUGUCCACAAAACAAAAUACGCUAGACAAGGUGGGAUCUUUUUGUGUUGGUAAAAUUAAUAAUGGGAGAAAUGUUGGUGGAAAUGCUUUUAUGCACAAAUAUUGAUAUAAUAACCAUAAUAUCGAAGUAAACUUGGAGUCACGUGAUAACAUGUUCUGUGGUCCUCCCUCUACGACUCGUCGGGAAAGCAUGCAGUUUAUUAGGCUACAGAUGAACUAAAUUAUGAUGAACUUCACAGGGUGGUGGAAGUGAUGAGCUUGAUGCCCCUUUCCAAUAAAUAUCAAGGGUCUUAUUUUGGUGACAUGAUAAUCGAUGCUUGGCUGCCAUUUGGCAAAUAAAAAUCUCACUCUUUUGUACCUAAUCAUAAUCUCAUCAUGUAGGCUAUAUACGUGCUCUCAAGUCAACAGUGUGCAGAUAGCGCUGUUGGCUAGAGCGCAUGGGCCAAUACCAGAGUGGGCCCACUCGCUAUAUAAAACAGAAAUGUUUUGUGAGAGAACCAUCAGUAGAGUUGAAAAUGCGAUGGAAACCCAUUUAACCGCCAAAGGUAUUUUUAUGUGCACUAUGUCAUCACGUAGAGCCUUUUAUCUGCAACAAGUCAAUUUGAUGGUGGGAAAAUUUGCAAAUUGUUUUUAAUGCAGAUUUGAGAAUAUUCACAUGAAGAUCUGUCGCCAAUUGGAUGGAAACCUCGCUAUUGCCAAAAACUUUAUUAAUUCACUUCGUCUCCCUCGCCUCAGUCACAUCUCUCCUUCUCACUGUGGGUGUGAAUGAUGUCAUUAGGUCCUACAGAAGGUGCACACUGUGAUAAAAGAAGACAUUGCUUCUUCUAUGUAAAUGUUGAUUCAUCUGUAUCCCCAUGAAAUCAGCCAAAACAUGCUCAAAAAGUCAACGCAUGCACACACUCUUAUUGAAUAUGCAUUCAUCUGUAUUGUGAAUAGGCCUAGGCUACAUCUUGAUUUACCUGGUUUAUCAAUAGAUUUAGCAUUCAAAUAAAUGAUUACCAUUAUGUUAUAUUGGUAAAAACUAAGUCAAAUUGAUUGUAUGAUUCAAUUAAUUCAUUAAUUACAGUGUUUCCCAAACUCUGUCCUCGGGACCCCAACGGGUGCACGUUUUGGUUUUUGCACUAACACUACACAGCUGAUUCAAAUGAUCAAAGCUUGGUGAUUAGUUGAUUAUUUGAAUUAGCUAUGUAGUGCUAGAGCAAAAACCAAAAUUGGGUCCUGAGGACAGAGUUUGGGGAAACUCUGCAUUAAUGCAUACAUGGAAAAAUUUACAUCAAACAUUUCAAAUGUAAUGAUAUUGAACUCAAAAGAUCAGUCUGGAUCAAGUGCCAUUCUGUGACUUUGGCUAAUACACCUUUAUUUAUGGUAUCAUUUUGGUAUCGAGUAUCGUGAUGGUAUUGAGUAUCGUGAUACUAAACCUGGUAUUGGUAUUGAAGUCAAAAUUCUGGUAUCGUGACACUAACCUACAGUACAUGUGACCCACCACCUUGAUUCUGUCCUAUGUAGCAAAAUUUGAAAUUAUGUUUUUUACAUUGGAUAAAAGUAAAGACUCUGAGCUAGAAAAUUGUAUAUCAUCAGUUGAGGAACAAUGGGGUUGAUUAAACUGUUGAUAAACUUGUAACCCCACUUUUGAGAAAAUGGCCCGUGAAUGUUUUGGUACACCAACUGGAUAGCUCUUCUUUGUCUACACCCAUUCAGCAUUGUUCACACCCUCUUAAGCAAUAGCCCCACCCAUCUCUUUAAGGAUUCACAUGUGAGGCCAUGUGCUAAACAGAGUGAGUAAGGUAGUGUAGUAAACAACCAAAGAUUAUGACUAAAAGUGGUGAAAGUAGUAGCAAAAAGUAGUUGUGAAAAUACACUAUCUAGUCCUUGGCCUAUAUCCUAAUCUGAUUUUGGUGCAGGUCAUAUUGUUCUUCACAUUACCGUCUCUGGUAAACACACUAUAUCAACUAAAAUCCACAUUUAUUUGUCACAUGCACAGGAUACAGAAGGUGUAAACUGUACAGUGAAAUGGUUACUUGCAUAGUGGAGUCUUUUGUUUAGACCCAUAAUCCCAACCCGUACUACCAUGCAUGAAUCUGCAGGUAGCUAAAGCUAACCAACUAGGUUCAAUGUUAGCUAGCGAGCUAACAUUAGGCUAAAACAGUACAAAUGGCUUUCUGAGGUACAAAUAAUAUUACUACAUAGCUCAUACAGGUAGCCUAAACACCCAGGGUUCGCACAAGGUGCUUGAGGUGCUCAAAGUAUUUGAAUUUGGCACUCUGAAAUUCUAGUACUGGAAUACCUUGAAAAUCAGACAUUUCCUCAAGUUGGUACUUGAAAAGUACUUGGAUUAAAAUGAGAGGAGAACAGAAAAUGAUCAAAUAUGCCUACCUCUGCGAAUGAGUGGAAUCAUGAAUGAUUCAUGCGUGCUUGUUAUGUUCGCCUGCGCCCUCGGAUUUGCCUUGUUAGCAGUGCAUUAAUUCACUCUGUCCAACAGGAAACUCAGCCCACGACAUAGGCCGAGAGGUGAAAUUAACUACCUCAGCCCAGACCUAUAGUGGCAAGUGGCAGAGAGACGCUGCUGACAGUGUCAACAGACAUCCCCCAAACAAAAAACCCUUGACUCUCGGAGAAUAAGUGUACAACUGGUAAAUAGACGCUGAUAUUUCAGUCAGAUGUCUAGCUAUCUAGGUAGCUCAAGGGCUCUGGCUGUUAGCCAGGUAGCUAGCUAUAACUAGCUGCCUAGAAGGAUGAAGUUAAAAGCUAACGUUGAACGGAGCCUGACCUCAGCAGGAGCAGUAGACUUAAAUUAAGCUAGCUAUAAUCAAAAGAUGGGCUGCUAUAACUUCUCAUAACAUAAUACAUUUUCUUUACAGAGAGUAGUGAGACAGACAGUGGUGAGUCAGGCUGGAAAGGAGAUACACAGAGAGAGGUAGCAUUGAUACAAGCAGGGAGAGAGGUUAGUAGUGCAGUGGUUCCCAAACUUGGGGUCGGGUCCCCUAAAAUUUAAAUAUACUGAACUAAAAUAUAAACGCAACAUGCAACAAUUUCAAAGAUUUUACUGAGUUACAGUUCAUAUAACGAAAUCAGUCAAUUGAAAUUUAAUAGACCCUAACAUAUGGAUUUUACAUGACUGGGAAUACAGAUAUACAUCUGGGCCUCAGGAUCUCAUCACAGUAUCUCUGUGCAUUGAAAAUGCCAUCGAUAAAAUGCAAUUAUGUUCAUUGUCCGUAACUUAUGCCUGCCCAUACCAUAACAGCACCGCCACCUUGGGGAACUCUGUUCACAACGCUGACAUCAGCAAACCGCUCGCUCACACGAUGCCAUACACGUGGUCUACGGUUUCUAGGCCGGUUGGACGUACUGCCAAAUUCUCUAAAACGACAUUGGAGGCAGCUUAUGGUAGAGAAAUUAACAUUCAGUUCUCUGGCAACAGCUCUGGUGGAUAUUCCUGCAGUCACCAUGCGAAUUGCACACCCCCUCAAAACUUGAGACAUCUGUGGGAUUGUGUUGUGUAACAGAAAUGCACUUUUUAGAGUAGCAUUUUAUUGUCCCCAGCACAAGGUGCAUCAGUGUAAUGAUCAUGCUGUUUCAUCAGCUUCUUGAUAUGCCACACCUGUCAGGUAGAUGGAUUAUCUUGGCAAAGGAGAAAUGCUCACUAACAGGGAUGUAAACAUAUUUGUGCACACAAUUUGAGAGAAAUAAGCUUCUUGUGCAUAUGGAACAUUUCAGGGAUCUUUUAUUUCAGCUCAAGAAACAUGGGACCAACACUUUACAUGUUGCAUUUAUAUUUUUGUUCAGUGUAGGUCCCCUGAGAGAAUCUUAUCAAACACAAUAAUAACUUAUUUCUCUUCAAAUGGGAAUAGAAUACAUUUACAUUUUAGUCAUUUAGCAGACGCUCUUAUCCAGAGCGACUUACAGUUAGUGAGUGCAUACAUUAUAAUUUUUUUCAUACUGUCCCCCCAUGGGAAUCAAACCCACAAUAAUACAACAUUUUAGAGUAAACUACACUGUUAGAAUUCACUUAUGUCAUUAUGUGUUGGGACAGCCUGUGGGACCUAAACAUUUGUGAAAUAUAAAGACAAUUUAGAUAUAAGACAAUUUCAUAUUAUUAUCAUGUACACUGAACAAAAAUAUAAACUCAACAUUCAACAAUUUCAAAGACUUUACUGAGUUACAGUUCAUAUAAGGUAAUAAGUCAACAUCAUCAGAACGUAAAACAAAAGUCAUUAACCGGUUCACAUGCUUCUAAAAUAACGGUUCUAUUCCGGAACAGUAUGGAUCACUUCCAUUCCCGGUUCUGAUUCUGUUCUUUGAAAAAUGUAUUUAUUUUUUGGUUCUGUUCCCUGAACCAGUUCCAACCCCUGGUUCUACCUGAUAAUUAAUUGCACCCACUUGGUGUCCCAGGUCUAAAUCAGUCCCUAAUUAGAGGGGAAGAACAAAAAAAUGCAGUGGAACUGGCUUCGAGGUCCAGAGUUGAGUUUUAGGGGCCUAUUUCCUCCAUAUAAUCAUGAAUCAGUUCACUUGACUUGCUUGGGAAAGUUCUCAUGCGUCUGUUUCAAUGUUUCAUAACGGUCCCUCAGGUGAAAGAGCUGCCCACCUACAAGGACAUGGACUUCAGAAACAACAUGCAGAAGGUGUACGUGAACGAGGAGCAGAAGGAGAAGGUCAUGGAGAAACUCAACAGAGAUGUGGAGGUAAGGUGACCUCCACAGAUUUAGAACUAGAAUUCAGUCUAUUUCUAUGUUGACCUCUUCAGUUCUAGAACCUGCCCUCCUAUUCUAUUGAGUCUACCACAAGGUGGCAGUAGAAACAUUCUAGCUGUUUGUUACCAUUAUACCACCAUCUCCAUCCAUAGUAAUCGUUUGUGUGUGUCCUGUUCUGUAGUUUCUGGUCAAGCUAAAGAUCAUGGACUACAGCCUGCUCCUGGGUAUCCAUGACUUGGGGCGGGCUGAGCGGGAGGAGGAGGAGGGAGAGGAGCCCUCCAAUGAGGAGGAUGGGGAGACUGAGAAUGACUUGACGCAGGCCCCUAACGUGGGCUCCUACGGAACGUCUCCUGAGGGCAUCGCUGGCUAUAUGGCCUCCUGCAAGCCCCUGGGGCCCGGGGAGUUUGACCCCUAUGUGGAUGUGUAUGCCAUAAAGAGUGCCCCUGGUAGGUUCAAGGGAAAGUUGGGAAAUUACAGGGUUGGGUCAAGUCAAUAAUUUUAAGCAAUUGGAUUCUCAAUUUACCUACUGAAUUUUUAAUGAUUUUUAAAUGGAAUUGACUCCAAUCCUGGAUUUACAGUUACACUGCGAUUUGGGUCAUUUGGGGUUUUAAGCAGUGACUUUAUUCAGCAUCUGGUCUGUUUUCCCUCCUCAGGAGCCCCUCAGAGGGAGGUGUACUUCAUGGGUCUGAUAGACGUUCUGACACAUUACGACACCAAGAAGAAAGCUGCUCACGCAGCCAAAACUGUCAAGCAUGGGGUGAGUGAAAAGGGCGAAGGGAAGAGGGUUAGGGUCUGUCCUAUUAAACAUAAUUUAGAUUCAGAAUGCUAAGGAUAUAUUGGAAAAUUAGCUUUUCAUUUAGCAACACCUUUCAUUCGCCUUAUGAUGUAAGAUACGAUGAGAUACUCGCGGUAAUGCAUACUGUGCAUUACCGCUUUUUCUAACAUCAGUCCCUAUUAAUCAAUAAUUGAAAGUGACCUAUUCCCAAUGCAAUUUCUUGUUUUCCAUGGUUUCGAUGUUGUGCUGAUCACAUCUCUGGGAUUAAAGAGGGUUAAGGGUCUCCCAUUAGAAAACAGUGCCUUCAGAAAGUAUUUACAUCCCUUGAAUUUUUACAUAUUCUGAAAUGUUUACUGAUUUAAAAUGAAAAGCUGAGUCAAUAAGUAUUCAAUCCCUUUGUUAUGGCAAAAUAAAAUUGCUUAACAACAUGAUCUCUGUACCCCACACAUACAAUUAUCUGUAAGUUCCCUCAGUCAAGCAGAGAAUUUCAAACACAAAGACCAGAGAGGUUUUCCAAUGCCUCGCGAAGAAGGGUACCUAUUGGUAGAUGGGUAAAAAAAAAAAGCUGACAUUGAAUAUCCCUUUGAGGAUGGUGAAGUUAUUAAUUACAGUUUGGAUGGUGUAUCAAUACACCCAGUCACUACAAAGAUACAGACAUCCUUCCUAUCUCGGUUGCCGGAGAGGAAGGAAGCCGCUCAGGGAUUUCACCAUGAGGCCAAUGGUGACUUUAUAACAGGUACAGAGUUUAAUGGCUGUGAUAGGAGAAAAAUGAGGAUGGAUCAACAACAUUGUAUACUGAACAAAAAUAUAAAUGCAACAUGCAACAAUUUCAAAGAUUUUACUGAGUUAUAGUUCAUAUAAGGAAAUCAGUCAAUUGAAAUAAAUUCAUUAGGUCCUAAUCUAUGGAUUUCACAUGACUGGGAAUACAGCUAUUCAUCUGUUGGUCACAGAUACCUUUAAAAAAAAAGGUAGGGGCGUGGAUCAGAAAACCAGUCGGUAUCUGUUGUGACCACCAUUUACCUCAUCUCCUUCGCAUAGAGUUGAUCAGGCGGUUGAAUGUUGUCCCACUCCUCUUCAAUGGCUGUGCGAAGUUGCUGGAUAUUGAUGGGAACUGCAACACGCUAUCGUACAUGUAAAUCCAGAGCAUCCCAAACAUGCUCAAUGGGUGGCUUGUCUGGUGAGUAUGCAGGCCAUGGAAGAACUGGGACACUUUCAGCUUCCAGGAAUUGUGUACAGAUCCUUGCGACAUGGGGCCAUGCAUUAUCAUGCUGAAACAUGAGGUGAUGGAUGAAUGGCACAACAAUGGGCCUCAGGAUCUCGUCACGGUAUCUCUGUGCAUUCAAAUUGCUAUCGAUAAAAUGCAAUUUUGUUCGUUGUCCGUAGCUUAUGCCUGCCCAUACCAUAACCUGACCGCCACCAUGGGGCACUCUGUUCGCAACGUUGACAUCAGCAAACCGCUCGCCCACACGACGCCAUACACGUGGUCUGCGGUUGUGAGGCUGGUUGGGACGUACUGCCAAAUUCUCUAAAACGACGUUGGAGGCGGUUUAUGGUAGAGAAAUUAACAUGAAUUUCUCUGGCAAAAGCUCUGGUGGACAUUCCUGCAGUCAGCAUGCCAAUUGUACGCUCCCUCAAAACUUGAGACGUCUGUGGCAUUGUGUUGUGUGUCAAAACUGCACAUUUUAGAGGGGCUUUUAUUGUCCCCAGUACAAGGUGCACCUGUGUAAUGAUCAUGCUGUUUAAUCAGCUUCUUGAUAUGCCACACCUGUCAGGUGGAUGGAUUAUCUUGACAAAUGAGAAAUGCUCACUAACAGGGAUGCAAAAUAAAUUAAAUAAAUACGCUUUUUGUGCAAAUGGAACAUUUCUGGGAUCUUUCAUUUCAGCUCAUGAAACAAUGGACCAACGCUUUAUGUUGCGUUUAUAUUUUUGUUCAGUGUAGUUACUCCACAAUACUAACUUAAUUGACAGAAUAAAUAAAAAAAGGAAGUAUAUUCCAAACCAUGCAUCCUGUUUGCAACAAGGCACUAAAGUAAUACUGCAAGAAAUGUGGCAAAGCAAUUAACUUUUUGUCCUGAAUACACAGCCUCGUCUCAUAAACUAGACGUAACAUAGUAAAUAUAAAUCCGAGACACUCAAAGUAGUAUGUUACAUGGUAUGGUUACAUAAGACAAAUGGUAACUUAAGGCAAAAACUAAAGUAGGGUGGUUUGUCGAGAUGGAUGGAUGGGUGGGCGUAUAACGCGAACCCAAAGGUUGCGAGUUUGAAUGUCAUCACGGACAACUUUAGCAUUUUAGCAACUUUUCAACUACUUACUACUUUUUAGUUACUUUGUAACUACUUAGCAUUUUAGCUAACCCUAACCUUUAACCUAACUCCUAAACUUAAUCCUAACCUCUAGCCUAGCUAACGUAGCCACCUAGCUAGAAUUUGUAACAUAUCAUAGGGUUUGAAAAUCCGUAACAUAUUGUACGUUUUGCAAUUCGUAACAUAUAAUACAAAUUGUAAUUCGUAAAAUAUCAUACGAAAUAAGUGAUGGACAUUCACAAAUUUAAUACAUACCAUACGAAACAUAACAUAUCAUACUAAGUGGAGUGUAUUGGAUUUACAUACAGAAUAAUAUGAAAUGCUCUGAGACCAGGUUGGAAUACAAAGUGUUAUGUUUGGGGCAAACCUAAUACAACACAUUACUGAGUAGCACUCUCCAUAUUUUCAAGCAUAGUUGUGGCUGCAUCAUGUUAUGGUAUGCUUGCAAUCGUUAAGGACUCUGGAGUUUUUCAGGAUAAGAAAGAAAUGGAAUGGAGCUAAGCACUGGGAGAUGAAUUCACCUUUCAGCAGGAUAAUAACCUAAAACACAAAGCAAAAUCUUUACUGGAGUUGCUUACCAAGAAGACGGUGAAUGUUCCUGAGUGACCGAGUUACAGUUUUGACUUAAAUCUUCUUGAAAAUCUAUGGCAAGACCUGAAAAUGGUUGAUCAACAACCACUUUGACAGUGCUUGAAGAAUUUUCAAAAGAAUAAUGGGCAAAUGUUGCACAAUCAAGAUGUGGAAAGCUCUUAGAGACUUACCCAUAGAGACUCAGCUAUAAGCGCUGCCAAAGGGGAUUAUAAAAUGUGUUGAUUCAGGGGUGUGAAUACUUAUGUGAUAUAUUUUUCAAUUUCAAUACAUGUUCAAUAAUGUCUAAAAACAUGUUUUCACUUUGUCAUUAUGGGGUAUUGUGUGUAGAUGGGUGAGAUUUUUUGUUGUUGAUUUAAUCCAUUUUGAAUUCAGGCUGUAACAACAAAAUCUGGAAUAAGUCAAGGGGUAUGAAUACUUUCUGAAGGCGCUGUAUCUUAUUUGUUAAACUAUAACUGGAAAAUUAGCAUUUAAUUGAUACUUUUCAUUCCCAUUAUAUGAGAUGCUCAUUCUGACGUGUACCCUUCUCUAUACCUCUGUCUUCAGGCUGGUGCUGAAAUCUCCACUGUCCACCCAGAACAGUAUGCCAAGCGAUUUCGGGAUUUCAUCUCCAACAUCUUUGCAUAGCAGGACAUUAUAACCACCACCGGUACAACCAACCUUUUCCCAUUUAGAAUGGAUGGUUUUUAUGGUUCUUUCUCUUUUACUUUUGUUCUGGGACUUUCUGCCUUUUUUUUUUUAUGUACAUUUAUAUCAUGAAACAUUGACCCCAAAAAGGCAAACACACAGAUCAUGUUAGUUUGAUCUCACACCUGACUGUUUCCAUUGUUGUAAUGUAUUACUGAUACAUAUUUAUUUUUAGAUUUAUAAGAUGAAUGUGAUUCCAUAUUGAUAAGCACUCUGACUGACUUUGUAGCAAAAGGGUACUUAGGCUAAUACUGCUGCUUGUGUCCUCAUAGAGAUGUUACACUGAAAAGGAUUGAUUAGACUUAAAGGGACAACCUGGGAUUGAUACAUGGACCACUUUGUUGUUGUAUGAGUCCCAGAUUGCCCCUUUAACCCAGUCAGUUGAAAUCCUGGGUUGUGUCCAUUAGGCACCAAACAGAAGGAAACUGAGUGAAACUGGGAGGUGCAGUACUACCAAUGACUAGGUACUAACUACCUGAACUUGUCCAAUAAG